Rotaria sp. Silwood1 is the source of this 681-nucleotide messenger RNA. NCBI's taxonomy places the organism in Eukaryota, Metazoa, Rotifera, Eurotatoria, Philodinida, Philodinidae. The record is from the annotation of a GenBank genome assembly.
AUGCGUGGUUUCAUUUUUCUCAUGGCUCGUGCGAUUAAAUCCUAUUCAUAUCUAGUUCAAACAAUUUCUCCUUAUUUUAUAACAGUUCAGCAUAGACGAGUAGUUCUUCUUACAUUUCGUUGUAAUCUAACAAUGAUUUUUAUCAGUUGGAUGACCGGUUUACUUAUUCCAAGCCUUUCAUUUCAUCGACCGUUUGCUUAUCAAUAUGAACUAGAUUCUCCUUUAUGUGUUAUUACAAGUAAAGUUUUUUCAAUAUUUUUUUAUCCGACGAUUUUUAUAUUCUUAAUUUCUCUGGUUAUAAUUAUUUGUCUCUAUGGCUUUGUUCUAUGGCAUACAACACGCUUUAAUCGUAUUCAUUCACAAAAUAUUUCUGUGAUUAGAACUAAACGAAAUAUAAAAGUAUUUCAAAAUAUUCUUAUUAUUUUAACUGUAUUAAUUAUUCGUGCAGCACCUUAUUUUAUCUCGAUUAUAAUUAAUAUUAUAACUGAAAUUCCACAAAUAUUUCAUUUAAUUUCGACUCUAUUUAUUUCAAUGACUAAUACAUUCGAAUCAAUAGCUAUAUUCUUUACUAAUGGAAAUGUUAAAACAAUUUUUUAUAUAAAAAUUGGUUGGCAUCAUGUUGAACCAAGUAAUAAUAUACCGGUGUGUACAAGAAGAGAACAAUAUAUUACUAUAAUGUGA